AUGGCGGGGAUUGGCCACGCGCCGACCAUCCCAUGGCCCUCCCUGAGGGAUAAGAUCGCCUCCCCACAACCCCGCGCCUGCAUCGACGCUGACGACCCCUUCUUCAACCUGGGACCUCCAUCGUUGCUGCCGUCGAAUUCCGGCCACACAGAGCCUCCCACGAGCACGCGGUGCGCACCUGUAGGCCCGCUGUGA
Molecule: messenger RNA, 195 nt
Organism: Triticum turgidum subsp. durum (durum wheat)
Lineage: Eukaryota; Viridiplantae; Streptophyta; Magnoliopsida; Poales; Poaceae
Source: the annotation of a GenBank genome assembly